UUCUCUAAUGCCAAGAACUUUCAUUUUUAUCUCUCUCUCUCUUUCUCUAUCUAUGUGCCCUCUGUGAUGUACGAAGCACGUUAAUGGCGGCUCCGCAUUUCACACAAAUCAAAACUACAGCAUCUUUUACUCACUAAACCCUCUCUCAUGUAUUCCUUUCUCAUCUUAUCUCUACUAACUCUCUCCCUCCUCUCAUUCGUCUCCGCUCUCUUCUUUCUCCGCCGCAGACCUGCUCUGUACGGCGGCCAGAUACUCAUACCCGAAUCCGAAACUAAACUCGAACCAGAGUCUUCUCUCUCCGAUAUUUCAGACUCAGCCCGUGAAGAUGAUGAUGAUGACUCGACGCAUUUGACGAAUUCGCGUCUCUACGAGUUACUGCUCUCCGACUCCGAUAAGAAGGAUGAAUCGGAUUGGGAGGAAGAUCCUGCGAAUAAGAAUAAGAAGAAGAAGAAGAGGAAGCGAGGUAAGAAGAAGAAACUAGUAGAUGAAUCCUGCGGCGUUGGUGAAGGAGAUGGGGUUGUGUUGAAUCCGAUGUCUGGCUCGAUUUCGAUUUCGGAUAACAACAAACCGGAGCAGUUUGUUUGUUUGUACCCUUUUACCUCGACGAGCAGUGCUACGCAGAGGAAGAUUAAGCAGCAGUACGAUCAGCUUGUUAAAUGCAAUAGUGCCAAAGGAUUGACUCUUGCUCAGGUUGGGGACUUUGCUAAUUGUUUGAUAGAAGCCAAAAAUGAACUACAGCAAAAGUCAGAAGUAAUCAAGCGCAAGUUUGCAAUAACAAAAGCCCUUCUCUGCAAGGCUGAUAGAUCAUCCUUUGACCGACUUCGUCAACAGAUCAAUAAGCUAGAGAUGGAACAAAAAAGAGUAGAAGAAGAUGCACUUGUAUAUAAUUGGCUCCAGCAACAGCUAAAACUUUCACCUGCGUACAAAAAGGUUCUUGAAAUAAGCGCUUCCAUGGAACUGAAAGAAAAAUCAAGUAGAGAGUUAGACAAUCCAGAUGAUGAAUUUUCAGACAUCUCCUUCGAAGAGCUAUUGGAACAAGAAAAGAAAGACUCCUUUUGGCAUAAAAAUGGAAGAUUGCGAACUUGCAGAACAUGAUUUGGUGGGAUUGAAACUGCCGUGAGCUCAGCAAGAAAACUGAAUCCCUUAUGUUCUCUCUUUUUUUGGUGCUGUGUAUAGAGAGAGACAAAACCAGUUUACUCCAUAGGGACACAUUACCGGGUUUUCAAAUCGAUUUUUGGGGUUCGGUUUGAAUCAAAUUAAUUCGGUUUAUCUACAUUGAACUAAGUCCAAAGCAUCUCUGGAGACUGAAGAUAUGCUUUUUUGUAGACAAUACUAUUGAUAUAUACAAGCAUGAUGUACAAAUCGGCGGUAAAAGGAGUUGAUGAUUAAAUUAGCUAAAGUUUAUCCGGUU
Messenger RNA from Camelina sativa (false flax), 1411 nucleotides. RefSeq lists its product as uncharacterized. Lineage: Eukaryota; Viridiplantae; Streptophyta; Magnoliopsida; Brassicales; Brassicaceae. The record is from RefSeq and is a predicted model, not a curated record.